Cryphonectria parasitica EP155 is the source of this 2063-nucleotide messenger RNA. Its product is annotated as family 71 glycosyltransferase. Gene Ontology annotation, cellular component: Golgi apparatus. Bases 144 to 2063 code for a protein of 639 amino acids. Gene Ontology annotation, biological process: protein O-linked glycosylation. The transcript has 3 exons. Lineage: Eukaryota; Fungi; Ascomycota; Sordariomycetes; Diaporthales; Cryphonectriaceae. The record is from RefSeq and is a predicted model, not a curated record. Gene Ontology annotation, molecular function: alpha-1,3-mannosyltransferase activity.
UUUCUUUCUGUGUCCAGCGUUUGUUGUUGUUGUGAUUGUUGUUGAUUUACUUCUUCCUCUUCCUCCAGCGUCAAGACUACACGACAUAUAGGAUACGUGGUUCUCUUAUCACCUGGUCCUCGGGCGCCUGAACGUCCCCCGAGAUGUUCAAACCCCUCUCACUCAAAGAUGUCCCUCUGAAGGAAGGUCGUCUGCCACUGGCCGUCCCCAGCCCAAGGGAACCACCGUCGAAACAUAACCAGAGAGUCCGACAGAUAGCUCUAGUGGUCCUCGUGGUCCUGGUCGUUCGGUCAGCCAUCUUCUACUGGUCCUCCUCCUCGUCGGCGUCAUACGAUGGUGUUGGGUCCUUGAACGAAGCAGUGGGCUCCGUGCCCAGAACCGGUACUGCGCCAGCGCAGACAGAAGAGACGCAUUUUCCGACACUCGACGUUGAUACCGGCAAAGUAUCUGAAGAAGGGCCCCAAGGCCUCCCUCCUCAUAAACCCCAUCAGGUGCCCCUAGCUAGCAAGGAGGAUGGGCUCGGCAGGACAGCCUCCAAGUCACCAGCAGAGGUCCAUUUCUCGCCUAGGCCUGGCUUCAAUGAUGCUCUUUUUAAGAUCAUCAACCUGCUACCCAGCGAACUCGAAAUGCGGGGCCUCCUUCGCCCGAUCGAGCUCACAGGCGAACAGCGACUCCGGGAGUUAGGCAUGCUUGCGCGCAAGUACAAGAAGUACUUCGAUGCGUGGGAGGACCUGCAUGUUGUGACGGACUCGGACGGCGGCUACGAGAUCAGGGAUGACGUGAUUCCCUUUCUUCGAUACCAAGCCUCGACUGCCUCUUCCAGCAUAGAUCAUGUCGAGCUGGUCAACAAGAUACACGCCUAUGAGGGUUUCCGCCGGUUGCUCGUUCAGCUGGAUGAUCUCCUCUUCCCCUUCACAGCGCCUUACUUCCCUGACCACAUGACACUCCGCUCACACCUCAAGAAGGGUGGCCGUGGUAUUGUGCUUACCGCAGGGAACGAUCAAGUCACAUAUCUUCUCACCCAGAUCCCGAUCCUCCGCCAGCUCGGCUGCAACCUGCCGAUCGAGGUCAUGUACGUCGGCGACAACGAUCUCAACCGCGACUCUCGGCAGGACCUCGAAGACAUCGAAGGCGUCAUCACGCGAGACAUCGGAGCCAUGGUAAAUCCCGUGGGGUGGAACAUCGCCAGCUGGGCCGCCAAGCCCUUUGCCAUAUUGCUGUCAAGCUUCCGAGAGGUCAUCUUCAUCGACGCGGACAGCUUCUUCUUUAAGAAUCCCGAGGUCAUGUUUGACUACCCCGAGUACGUCGACACCGGGGCCUUGUUCUUCCGUGACAGGCUGAUCAUGCCCGAGAGCAAGAAGAGCUGGCUGCAGUCCAUCCUACCGCAGCCUGUGUCGCGGAACGUGAAGCAGAGCCGGCUGUGGAAGGGGGAGAGUGGACACCAGCAGGAGAGUGGAGUACUUGUCGUGGAUACGCAUCGACAUUUCCUGGCGAUGCUGUUCGUGUUGCGGAUGAAUGGGCCAGACCGGGAAGGAGACAAGUCCAAAAACCAGGUUGGCGUGUACGAUAUGGUCUACGGUGACAAGGAGACGUUCUGGCUCGGCUUCGAGCUCGUUGGAGAUACAGAUUACGCCUUCCACCAAGGUGACGCCGGCAUCAUUGGCGAGCUCGAGGAGUCUCAAGACACCUCUGGCGACCUCGCCAGCACGGAAGGGAACGACACCGACACCAGCGCAUCUGAGUUGCUGCCUAGAGAGCCCCCGAAGCCUAAGAUCUGCUCACCGCAGCUUCUUCACCUCGACACGCAAGGCAAGCCGCUCUGGUUCAACGGCGGACUCGUGCGCAACAAAUUCCUCGACAGGCGGGAGUGGAAGUUUGGAUCCUGGGACUCGUUCCUGAUUGAGCCCCGCGACAUCAGGGAGCCGGGCGCUUGGUUCCUAGGCGAUGCCAAUAUGUGCUGCCUGACGACGGAUCACCACCUAAAGGGUGAGCUCUCUACCCAAGAGAAGGAUCUCCUUGCCGAUAUGGUCAAGCAGGCCAGGAAGAUUGGCAUUGCCACUUAG